This is a messenger RNA of Papaver somniferum (opium poppy), 1885 nucleotides long. RefSeq names its product mitogen-activated protein kinase kinase 2-like. The record is from RefSeq and is a predicted model, not a curated record. Gene Ontology annotation, biological process: MAPK cascade; protein phosphorylation. The coding region runs from base 233 to 1483 and encodes 416 amino acids. The transcript is spliced from 8 exons. Lineage: Eukaryota; Viridiplantae; Streptophyta; Magnoliopsida; Ranunculales; Papaveraceae. Gene Ontology annotation, molecular function: MAP kinase kinase activity; ATP binding.
CUUCUCAGAAGGCCGGCCGUUCAUUUGUCCCUGAACUUUCUUCCAAAGACGACUAAAUUAUCUUAUGGCUGUAUCUCUGUGCUUCUCAGAUCGAUCUAUCCGUAGCGUGUACAUAACAUGUCAGCCUACGCGUACUAAGUAUAUGUACCGCCUAUCGUAAAAGAAAAUUCGGUGGAGAUAAACUAGCAGCUGUGCAAGUGUUCUAGUUGUGUUAAUAGAACAUGUUUUUUUAAUGCAGACAAUUGGUUUAGUCUUCUCUUCUAUCAUCUAUCCAUUUUCUCAUUUAUUCAUGUCCACUACUUACAUUUCCUUGUCUUUGCUUGACUUUAUAUUGACUUUUUCUCUCUAUAUAUAUAGACGAAGAAUAAACUUAGAGGGCAGAGAUAUAGAGAGGAAGCAAGCAAUGAGGAAAAAAGAAAGCAAAAGCCUUAAUCUCACUGUUUCUCUUCCAACGAAUGAAGAAUCUUCUUUAUCAAAAUUCCUGACUAAGGAUGGUACAUUCAAGGAAGGAAAUCUUCUCGUUAACAAAGACGGAGUUCGAAUUCUUACUCCGAAUGAAGAUGAGAUUCCACCACCUAUAAAACCAUCGGAUGAGAUAAUGAUGAAUUUCGAUGACAUCGAAAAAGUUAAGGAAAUCGGAAGCGGCAGCAGUGGGCAUGUUCUACUGGUACGCCACAAAUGGACUGGCCAGUUUUUCGCUCUCAAGGUCAUUAAAAUGACAAUUGAUGAGAACAUACGCAAACAUAUCGUGGAGGAAUUGAAGAUUAACCAGUCUUCUCAAUGUCAAAAUGUCGUCGUAUACUACCAAACUUUUUAUGAUAAUGGAUUCAUAUCAAUAGUGUUGGAAUACAUGGAUGGCGGGUCUCUGGCAGACUUCCUGACAAAGGUUAAAAGAAUCCCGGAGAAGCAUCUUGCUGUCAUAAGUAAGCAGGUUCUGAAGGGUUUAAUGUAUCUUCAUCACGAAAAACACAUAGUUCACAGAGACUUGAAACCAUCAAAUUUACUGAUCAAUCAUGGAGGAGAAGUCAAAAUAACAGACUUCGGCGUAAGUGCAAUUCUAUCCUGCACUUCUGAUCAGAGGGACACUUUUGUGGGCACUUACAGUUAUAUGUCUCCAGAGAGAAUCAGUGCAGGCACAUAUGGUUAUAAAAGUGAUAUCUGGAGCCUGGGAAUACUACUGCUAGAAUGUGCAACAGGGGAGUUUCCAUACACUCCUCAAGAAGAAGAAGGCUGGAUUAGUUUUUACGAGCUUUUGGAAGCCAUUGUGGAUCAUCCACCUCCUUGUGCACCUUCUGACAAAUUUUCUCCAGAGUUUUGCUCAUUUAUUUCCUCAUGUGCGCAGAAAGAUCCAUUGAAAAGACCAUCAGCUAGAGAACUCAUGGAUCAUCCGUUCAUCAAUAUGUAUGAAGAUGCAGAUGUCGAUCUUGCUAGUUACUUCACCAACGACGGAUCUCCUCUUGCCACUUUUACAAUACCCAACUAAUUACACUACCCGUCUCGGCAGUUGCAUUCAUCAAUCUUUACCAGUAGUUUACAGACUGGAUUCUCUUAUGAUGUUGACUAGUAUUGAUUUUCAAUUCUUCCCACAAUGGACUAGUCCUGGUUGUGUUCAGUCACUAAUAAGAACAUAAAAACUUAUCAGUUUUGUGUUAAUUUUCCCGUCCUGCCACAGUCGUCAAUACUAGCCACUGGGGGCAGUAUAUAAGGCCUGGAAUUGUCAGUAGGUGCAAGUAUAUGAGACCCUUCAGAUGGAAGUGUACAACUUUGUAAUACAAGCAAAACCUCAACAAAAGUUUUGCAGAAUUAUAAGAGCAAGCAAAUGAGACAUCGGCGGCUUUCGCAUUCAUAAUCGCAGAACUCUGCCGAAUUCGGUUUUUCAUUUCAA